AUGAUGCUAUCUGUAACCAUCUCAUUCUCUGCUGCCCUCAUCUUUUGCAUUCAGUCUUUCUGUAGCAUCAGUGUCUUUUCCAGUGAGUCAGCUCUUAACAUCAGGUGGCCAAAAUAUUGGAGCUUCAUCAUCAGUCCUUCUGGUGCAUAUUCAGGGUUGAUUUCCUUUAGAAUGGACUGGUUUGAUCUCUCAGUCCAAGGGACUCUCAAGAGUCUUCUCCAGCACCACAAUUCAAAAGCAUCAAUUCUUGGGUGUUCGGCUUUCUUUAUGGUCCAGCUCUCACAUCUGUAUAUGACUCCUGGAAAAACAAUAGCUUUGACUAUACAGACCUUUGUCAGCAAAGUGAUGUCUUUACUUUUUAAUACUGUCUAG
Molecule: messenger RNA, 372 nt
Organism: Rangifer tarandus platyrhynchus (Svalbard reindeer)
Lineage: Eukaryota; Metazoa; Chordata; Mammalia; Artiodactyla; Cervidae
Source: the annotation of a GenBank genome assembly